UGUACCACGUGACGCACAGUGUUUGGGUUUGCUAGAGGAAGUAUAGUAGACUGAGAGGACACGCUAGAGUGGAACAGUUUAUCUUAGUUUAUCAGCCGUCGUAGGAUAACAGUGAUCAUAAGGAUGAUAACGGUGAACACAUAUUGUUCUAAUAUGUUGGCGUGACGUGUAGACGGGAUUUUCUUUGGUUGAAAUAGACAUACCGUUCACGUUGAUGGCUAGUUGGCUGUUCUUAUUUAGCCUUUGCUAGCUUUACAUCAGCUAGCAUUCAAACUAGCCUGUCUCUUUAACUUUAAUCUCAUUACGUUCACCUCUUUUACAACCGCACUUUGACCUACGGUAGUAAGGUGUUCUGACUAUCGGGACGUGUAAUAAAAUGCCUUUUCUCAGGUCGUUUCUGCUUAGGACUCCAGGGCUGUCAGAAAUCUGUUAGCAAGUAAGCUAAGCGCAUUGCUGGUUGACAGUGAAGUAAUGUGCUAUAGAAAGAUGAUGAGCAUCUGCAUCCAGACACUCGAGAAGAUGACAAGGAGGAAAUAGGCGAUGCACCUUGUGCAGAGGUCAAACGCACAAUGGUAGUGUCUGAGCUUCAUUGGGACAACCAAAUCCCCUUUCCAAAGCUUGGCCCAACUCAUUCCAGGAUCGUUGUCGGUCUGGUCGCCUUGGUCUGUUUUAUAAACAGCUAUGACGGUGAAUUUGUCUUUGACGAUUCGGAAGCUAUUGUGAAUAACAAGGAUUUACACCCUUCAACCCCUUUGAAUAAUAUCUGGGAGAAUGACUUCUGGGGAAGUAACCUGAGCAGCAACUCUAGCCACAAAUCCUACCGUCCCCUCACCGUCCUCACGUUUAGGCUCAACUACCUCUUGGCCGGUGGCUCGCACCCCAUUGGCUUCCAUGUGCUCAACAUCGUCCUUCACAGCAUCAUAUCCACGUUAAUGAUCGACGUGUUUGCAAUAUUAAUUGGCGGCCUGGCCUACGACGGUAAACUCCAGAAGCUCAACCAGGCGCCCAAGGCUUCCUUCUUGGCAGCUUUGAUCUUUGCUGCCCACCCAGUUCACACGGAAAGUGUUGCUGGCAUUGUUGGCCGGGCAGACCUGCUGUGUGCUUUGUUCUUCCAGCUCUCUUUCCUGGCAUACUGCAGAGGCUUCCGAGGAGGUAAUGACAAAAAUGCGUCUGUGCCAUGGAUCGUCUUCAGUCUGCUGCUGUGCGCCGCAGCCAUGCUCUGUAAAGAACAAGGAAUCACUGUGCUGGGCGUAAACGCUGCCUUUGAUGUUCUCAUGAUCUGCAAUGUAAAUAUCUAUGAGCUGACCCACAGGCUCUUGCUCAAGGGGAAACCAGUGGAUGUGAGUGAGUUCGUGAGGACCGGUCUGCUGGUGAGACUGAUGCUGCUCCUGUCCGGCGGCUCACUGCUUUUAUACGCCCGAUGGAGGAUCAUGGGCACUGGUCCCCCCGCCUUCACCGAAGUAGAUAACCCAGCAUCCUUUGCUGAAAAUCUUUUCCUCAGAAUUGUGAACUAUAAUUACUACUACUCCUUGAAUGCGUGGCUGCUCCUGUGUCCCUGGUGGCUGUGUUUUGAUUGGUCGAUGGGAUGUGUGCCGCUCAUUAAGUCGGCUGGUGAUUGGAGGAUCAUCGCGGUGCUGCUGCUGUGGAGCUGCUUGGUCGGUUUGAUGAGUCAAGCUCUGUGCUCACAGGACGCUGUUAAGAGGAGGAUCCUGACCUUUGGCCUGGUGCUCCUGGUUAUCCCCUUCCUGCCGGCCAGCAACCUGUUCUUCCGCGUGGGCUUCGUUAUCGCAGAGAGGGUCCUCUACCUGUCCACGGCCGGCUACUGCCUGCUCCUGGCCUACGCCCUGGGACACGCCUGCUGCCUCUGGAGGAAACACCGGAAACUCUUUGGGGGGGCCAUGUUGGCUCUGCUGUGUGUGUACGUGGUGCGCUGUGCCCAGCGGAGCAGGCAGUGGGGCUCGGAGCAGAGCCUCUUCACCAGUGCCCUGCCCGUCUGCCCCCUCAACGCCAAGGUCCAUUAUAAUGUGGGCAAGAAUCUGGCAGACGGAGGAAACCAGAAUGCUGCAAUCAAGUAUUACCGUGAAGCUGUGAGGCUGCACCCUAAGUACGUCCACGCCAUGAACAACCUGGGCAACAUCCUGAAGGAGCGGCAUGAGCUGAUGGAGGCGGAGGAGCUACUCUCCACUGCUGUUCACAUCCAGCCUGAUUUCGCUGCGGCCUGGAUGAAUCUGGGCAUCGUGCAGAACAGCCUGAAGAAGUUUGACGCUGCAGAGCAGAGCUACCGGAACGCCAUCAAACACAGGAGAAGAUACCCCGACUGCUACUACAACCUGGGACGGCUGUACGCAGACCUGAACAGGCACGUGGACGCGCUGAACGCCUGGAGGAACGCCACCAUGCUGAAGCCUGAGCACAGCCUGGCCUGGAACAACAUGGUCAUCCUGCUGGACAACACAGGUAAUCUGGACCAAGCUGAGGUGAUUGGCAAAGAGGCCUUGAAGAUUUUACCCCACGACCCCACAAUCAUGUUCUCGUUAGCCAAUGUUCUGGGAAAGCUGCAAAAAUACAAGGAAUCAGAAGGUUUCUUCUUACUUGCUCUGAAGAUCAACCCCGAUGCUGCCAGUUGCCAUGGCAAUCUUGCCGUUCUCUACCAUCGCUGGGGAAAACUGGACCUGGCCAAGAAACACUAUGAACAGGCCCUAAAACUCGACCCCAGCACACCGGGGACCAGGGAGAACUACAACAUGCUGCGCCGUAAACUGGAACAGAGGCCGAGGACUAACAGCUAAGCGGAGAACAAGUGUGUGUGUGUGUGUGUGUGUGUGUGUGUGUGUGUGUGUGUGUGUGUGUGUGUGUGUGUGUGUGUGUGUGUGUGUGUGUGGGUAGUGAUAUUUUUUGCAUGAUGCAGUAGCCCACAUGGUGAAAUUAAUAAAUUAAUAAAAGAAGAUUCCCGGUUUUGAUAUCUGA
Molecule: messenger RNA, 2967 nt
Organism: Clupea harengus (Atlantic herring)
Lineage: Eukaryota; Metazoa; Chordata; Actinopteri; Clupeiformes; Clupeidae
Gene: tmtc4
Product: transmembrane O-mannosyltransferase targeting cadherins 4
Biological process (GO): endoplasmic reticulum unfolded protein response; protein O-linked glycosylation via mannose
Cellular component (GO): endoplasmic reticulum
Molecular function (GO): protein binding; mannosyltransferase activity
Source: RefSeq, a predicted model, not a curated record